Messenger RNA from Homo sapiens (human), 2200 nucleotides. RefSeq names its product methyltransferase 18, RPL3 N3(tau)-histidine (gene METTL18). Gene Ontology annotation, molecular function: protein-L-histidine N-tele-methyltransferase activity. The record is from RefSeq and is a predicted model, not a curated record. The transcript has 2 exons. The coding region runs from base 1034 to 2152 and encodes 372 amino acids. Gene Ontology annotation, cellular component: protein-containing complex; cytosol; nucleolus. Lineage: Eukaryota; Metazoa; Chordata; Mammalia; Primates; Hominidae.
ACUGGUGCGCGAUUUAGGUCCGGAGGAGGCGUUGUGAGGUGAGCUUUUUCAGAAGCGCGAUCCCAGGACACGUCGGGAAGCAAGCAUCCCCAGGUCUGGAUCACUGUAAACAUUACAUUCAAAUGGGGAGGUGAGGGCCAGAAGUCCCCACUUCUGGGGUCGGAUUUGUUCCGGGACCUGCAGCCGGAAGUGACUCCAAGCCUUGCAGCGUGAUGGGAGAGGAAAGAGGCGCGUUCCUAGCCGCGGGACUGGGUGACCCGCCUCUCCCCCAAAUUGUAAAUCUUGUAUAAAGGGAACAAAGAUCCCACUUGCCAGAACUGUGAAAAUUGAGGCAGAUGGUAUAGUGUCUAGCGCAGUAGAUAGAAGAUUCUCAAUAAAGUUGCUUCUUAUUUCUACAGGUCUCUCCAAACUACUGCAGUGCCCUAGUUUGCGUUUGCUCUGCCACCGAAUUAGUCUUUACUAAUUAUUGCCAAAUUACCCCCACUUCUAUACACUUAGGGCUGCUGUUCUCGACUAAAUGUUUGGAGUGAAGUCUUGGAUGAAUUUACACACACCAGGCCAUACCUAUGCAUGUUUUUAAAGGGACGCUGACUUACCAAAAUAAAAUACUGCACCUCUUCUGUAAAAGACAGAAGUGAAGUUAUUCUGGAAGCUUAGGGGGUGAAUAUGGUUGGACACAAAUCAAGACAGCUGAAAGACAGCAAGUAGCUAGGCUGUCCUGUCUGAAUAUCUUGGACUUUAUGUUUGUCCAGGUGGUAGUGGUGGUGGUUGCUGUUGUUCUUCUGUUUGUUUUUAUAGUUGAUUUUCUUCUCCCACUUUGGAACCCUUAAGAGCUGCUUGGAAAGAGGACCAAAGACGUCUAAAAAGUCAUUUGGAAAUAUCUCUAAAUAUUUGUUACCAUGUAUAAGCUGCUAAAGAGAAAUUGGGCCCAACAAAACUAAUUGAAUAAUUGAGGCAGAUUUGUGUGUAUCAUCAAAUUCUAUCCAGAAGUUGAAGAAUCUGAAUUUAAAGAUUGUGUGCAUUUAAUAAGAGGAUGACCUUUCAGUUUAAUUUCACUAUAGAAGACCAUCUGGAAAAUGAAUUAACACCCAUUAGAGAUGGAGCUUUGACCCUGGAUUCCUCAAAAGAGCUGUCAGUCUCAGAAAGUCAAAAAGGAGAAGAGAGGGACAGAAAAUGUUCUGCAGAACAAUUUGACUUGCCUCAGGAUCACUUGUGGGAACAUAAGUCAAUGGAAAAUGCAGCUCCCUCUCAAGACACAGACAGUCCACUCAGUGCAGCCAGCAGUUCAAGGAACUUGGAGCCACAUGGAAAACAGCCCUCCUUGAGAGCUGCCAAAGAGCAUGCUAUGCCUAAAGAUUUAAAGAAGAUGUUAGAAAAUAAAGUCAUAGAAACAUUACCAGGUUUCCAGCAUGUUAAGUUAUCAGUAGUGAAAACCAUCUUGUUGAAAGAGAACUUCCCUGGAGAAAACAUAGUUUCAAAAAGCUUUUCUUCUCACUCUGAUCUGAUUACAGGUGUUUAUGAGGGAGGCUUAAAAAUCUGGGAAUGUACCUUUGACCUCCUGGCUUAUUUCACAAAGGCCAAAGUGAAAUUUGCUGGGAAAAAAGUCUUGGAUCUUGGUUGUGGAUCAGGUUUACUAGGUAUAACUGCAUUCAAGGGAGGGUCCAAAGAAAUUCACUUUCAAGAUUAUAACAGUAUGGUGAUUGAUGAAGUAACCUUACCUAAUGUAGUAGCUAACUCCACUUUGGAAGAUGAAGAAAAUGAUGUAAAUGAGCCAGAUGUGAAAAGAUGCAGGAAACCAAAAGUAACACAACUAUAUAAAUGCCGAUUUUUUUCUGGUGAGUGGUCUGAGUUUUGUAAGCUUGUACUAAGUAGUGAAAAACUUUUUGUAAAAUAUGAUCUCAUUCUCACCUCAGAAACCAUUUACAACCCAGAUUAUUAUAGUAAUUUGCACCAGACUUUCCUUAGACUGUUAAGUAAAAAUGGACGUGUACUUUUGGCCAGCAAAGCACAUUAUUUUGGUGUAGGUGGAGGUGUUCAUCUCUUUCAGAAGUUUGUAGAAGAAAGAGAUGUUUUUAAGACCAGAAUACUCAAAAUAAUUGAUGAAGGAUUGAAGAGGUUCAUAAUUGAAAUAACUUUUAAGUUUCCUGGUUAAUUAACAUUCACUGAGUAUCCAAAAUGAAAUAAACAGAAGGACCAAAAA